Molecule: messenger RNA, 1456 nt
Organism: Leptopilina heterotoma
Lineage: Eukaryota; Metazoa; Arthropoda; Insecta; Hymenoptera; Figitidae
Exons: 2
Coding region: 272-1390 (372 amino acids)
Source: RefSeq, a predicted model, not a curated record
UGGGGCAAAGGGCUAAUUACACACUUUCACGGUAAUGACACUCGGCGCUCGUGUCAUUAUUUUCAUACGGUCAGAUCUACACCUUCUUUGUGGUUUUAAGGACCUAGGUAUUCAGUUUGAGACCUCGUCUUCCAUCGUAUACAGUUGUACUUGUUGUAACGUUUAACAUCAUCAAAUACGUUUCUUUGGGAACCGACAAAAUUAUACACAAUUUUACUAUAAAUUACAUUAAUUGGAAUUUUAAACAACCGUUUCCACUAUAAAGUCAUCAAUGGCAAGUUUCUUGCAAGAAAGAGUUAAUACCUAUUCAAUCAUAGACUCAUCAUCAAAAAAUGAUUUUGUGAAUCGUUUCGAAAAAGAAAUGGAAAUAAAAUCAAGACACAAUGUCGAAUGCCUGUUUGGGAGUACAAAAAUUUCAACAUUCAAGCCACACAUGAAAAUCCCCAUUUCAACAGUCUAUUUAAUCGACAUAUGUAAGGCACUAAUAACCGAACUUAGGGAUAAUUGCAACGUUUCAAUCGAAGUCACCGAUUUGAGUACAUUAGUCGUGGUAACCGUUCUUCAAAUAGAAGCAAAAGUGAGAUUAGCGACGAAAUCCAGUGUUUUUGGUACAGCCGACGAUGAACUUGACUCUCGAGUUGAACGCACAAAGGACACCCUCCUAGUGUCCAUGUUUCCUCUAUCAUUCUACGUCGAUCAAAUUGGUAAAAUUAACAUUCAAGGUCAAACGAUUCUACCCGAAGUCACUGAUCUCAAAUACGAAAAUCUCUCGGAUUAUGCAGAGAAUUUGGGAUUAAGGACCUCGCCUCUCAAUGUUAUUCCACUAGCGGUGGGAAAUCCUCUAACUGGUGUCAAACAAUCGUUGCGCAUCGUUGACGAAGCGGGUGCAAUCAAGAAAGGAAUUAUUAGGCCAAACGACAAGGACUUUUCGUUAACGACCGAGUUUCUCGAGAAUCCGAAUAAUUUCGACUGGACCAGUUGUUUAAAAAUCGAACAAACUCUGGAUGUUAUUUCUAAUUUCGAUGAACUCAACAAGCAGUACUUUAAUUUUAUCGAUAGGAUCAAUGAGAGAUUUCUGAAUGUUUUCGUUGAAGUGGAUUAUGAGGAGGCGUGGGGCACUGCAGCGCAAUUGGUUACCUCAAAAUUGCCCGAUUUCGAGCAAAAUAUUACUAUUUAUAAGGUAUGGUGUACACGAUAUGUGAAUGAUCAUUAUCUUGAAGUUGGAGGUUUACUUCGUUUUGGAUUUGAUCUUGAAGCGGCUCAUGUGUCUCGAUCAAGAGAAUUUAGAUGUUGUGAAUCAUUCAUCGAAGCACAGUCACCAUUGAGGGAGUUUGUUAAGAAUAUUUCGAAAUACUUGCGUAAAAAUUUUAGAAAAAAUAAUUCAGAAUGAAUUUAUGUAGUGGAACACAGAAAAAACGAUUAUCUAAUUUUUAAGAAGAACCUACUUAAAUAGGAG